This is a messenger RNA of Stereum hirsutum FP-91666 SS1, 1130 nucleotides long. Its product is annotated as NAD-P-binding protein. Gene Ontology annotation, cellular component: methionine adenosyltransferase complex. The record is from RefSeq and is a predicted model, not a curated record. Gene Ontology annotation, molecular function: methionine adenosyltransferase regulator activity. Lineage: Eukaryota; Fungi; Basidiomycota; Agaricomycetes; Russulales; Stereaceae. The coding region runs from base 5 to 925 and encodes 306 amino acids. The transcript has 10 exons. Gene Ontology annotation, biological process: S-adenosylmethionine biosynthetic process.
GGAAAUGAAAGUCAUUGUGACAGGUGCAUCAGGGGUUCUCGGAACAGCCGUCUACGACGCUUUCACCAACGCUCCAGCGAGUAAUGAAGUCCUAGGACUCGCUUAUACUCGCCCCAAGGGCUCCUUGAAGGUCAUUGAUCUACUGGAUUCGGAGAAGUUAGAGGAGCUUGUCAAGGAGUUCAAGCCCGACUGGAUUGUGCAUUGUGCGGCGGAGAGGAAGCCUGAUGUUGCUGAGAAGGAUCCAGAGGGCACCAAGAAGCUGAAUAUAUCUGUUCCGGAGAACCUUGCAAAACUCUCAAAGAAAUAUGGGUUUACCCUGAUAUAUAUCUCUACUGACUAUGUCUUUGACGGAACCUCGCCACCGUACGUUCCUUCAGCACGGACAAACCCGCUCCAACUAUAUGGUGAGACGAAACGGGAUGGGGAAAUCGCAGUCCUUGGAAUUGAGGGCUCUAAGUCCGUUGUCCUACGAGUUCCUGUCCUCUACGGACCUGCACCGAGUAACGCAGACUCUGCCAUCAAUAUCCUGCUAGAUGUCGUGCAAGACCAGUCUGGAAAGACCUACAAGAUGGACCAUUACCAGACCAGAUACCCAACGAAUGUCAUCGAUAUCGCGAACUUCCUCGUCCGCAUGUCAGCUCUACCGAAGCGGAAGACCCUCCCCCCAAUAAUACACUACUCUUCUCCAGAACCCUUCACGAAAUACGAAAUUUGCCUCAUCUUCGCUGGCAUCCUUGGUGUCCCACAUAAACACAUCAUCCCACAAGCGGAUGAGCCUGCACCAGGCUCCACCCCGAGACCUCGCGAUACUCAGCUAUACGUCCGUGAGACGGAGGAUCUCGGCAUCGAGGGCGGUCUCGGGACAACUGGAUUCGAGGAGUGGUGGAUUGAGUAUUUAGGGAAGAAGCAAGGCGCAAGUUCGUGAGUCGAGGCAUUGACCGAAAUAGGAUGGCUCCGGAUGGGAGGAUAUGGAAGAUUCACGAUGGAAAUCACAGUGCUUGUUUCAUGAAGGAGAUCAGAAUUACUUCUCCGAAAAUAUGUCUGUCCCGAGACACCUGCGUAUCUGUAGGCCUGUAGCGUAUGCCGGCCAUGAACCAACGAAUACUCAUCUAGACAUUUGUAUCUAUCCG